AUGUAUAAAUAAUUUUUUAGUAAAAUAGAGUUAAUUGAAAAUCAAAUAGUCAUCUCUUAAUUAUAUAUACAUAUUUGUUUUCAACAUAUUCCGAAUAAGAUUCACAAUGUAAAUGUUGGAAAUUAAUUUAUUUUUACAAUUUUAUUUUAAUAAUUUUUAUUAUAAUUUGCAAUAUGGAUUCUCAAUAUAGCUUCAAAAAAGUAGCAAAAAAAGAUUGGAAAAUACAAGAUAUUGGAAAUAAUUGGUUAAGGAAGUGAAGGAAAGGUGUAUAAGGUUGAAUGCGAAAAAUAACUUUUUGCUUUGAAAUAGAUAAAACCAAUGUUCAAAGUGAAUUUGGAAGUUUACACUAACAUAGGGGAGAAUGAGAAUUUAGUUUAAUUUAUCGAAGUUUUUAGUCACUAAGAAAAUUCAUAUGAGGUUUAUGAAUAUUGUGAAGGCGGUAAUUUGACAGAGCAUAUGCAAAAAUAAAAAAUUCGACAAAAAUUCUAUAAUAAAAUUUAUUUAACAAUUUUGCAAUGGCUACAAGGAGUUCCAGACAAUAUUGUGUUUAAAAUGAAUUAAGCCAAAAUCGCUGAUUUCGGAUUUGCAAGAUUUGUUCCGAAUCCUGAGAUUAAAUGGGAACUAUCAGUCAAAUGCUCACCAUUUUAUGCUUCUCCUUAACUGUUUGAAGCGUAUUUCUCUUCCAAAUGCGAUGUAUGGUCUUUCGGCUUGAUCCUCUAUAAAAUGGUGUAUGGAUUCUCACCACAUCAAUCAAAUACCCAAAUUAGCGAUGUAAAACGUUUCCACUAGGAUAUCAAAUACAAUAGAGUGCCAUUUCCUGAAAAUGACAUGCCAUCUGUUGUAACUUUGAUAAAAUAGAUGCUUAGAUAUUCCGAGGAUGAUAGGAUAAGUUGGGUACAAAUAUUUCAGCAUCCUUUGGUUGGGUAGAGCAAUGAUAAUGAGAUGUUAGUAUAUUCUCCCAGAAUCUUAGAAGAAUUCAAUAUGAGGAUAUAUUUUGAGGACAAAAUCUAUUAAUUAUAAAUAUUUAAUUCCUUGAUUAGUAAUUAAGAGAGUGAUAUUGAAUAAAUAUUAAUAAUUUUAAAUUUAUGGUUAAGUUAUAUUCUCUAAUUAAAAGGUGAAAUUAAUGGGUAAAUUGUAAUUAAGAAUUUAUAGUAGAAAUAGUAAAUGUUUAUAAAUGGAAGUCAAGCCAAACGCGUAAGAAGUGUGGUCAAAGAGUAUCAAAUGAUGGUUGAAGAUUAAAUUAAAUUUAUCAAUUACUUAGAUCAAAAAAGGCACAGCACAUUCUCAAAAAACAAUCAAAAUUUUCAGAAAAUGAAUUGUCUUGAACAGAAGGAGUAAAUAGAAUCAUUAAAUUGUUCCCAAGAGACAAAACAAUAAUUGAAAUAGAUUUUCAAAAUUUGA
Molecule: messenger RNA, 1401 nt
Organism: Paramecium tetraurelia
Lineage: Eukaryota; Ciliophora; Oligohymenophorea; Peniculida; Parameciidae
Exons: 3
Biological process (GO): autophagy; protein autophosphorylation; autophagosome organization
Cellular component (GO): autophagosome; cytoplasm
Molecular function (GO): ATP binding; protein serine/threonine kinase activity
Source: RefSeq, a predicted model, not a curated record